Molecule: messenger RNA, 2057 nt
Organism: Myripristis murdjan (pinecone soldierfish)
Lineage: Eukaryota; Metazoa; Chordata; Actinopteri; Holocentriformes; Holocentridae
Gene: cep57l1
Product: centrosomal protein 57, like 1
Exons: 11
Coding region: 193-1650 (485 amino acids)
Cellular component (GO): centrosome
Molecular function (GO): identical protein binding; microtubule binding; gamma-tubulin binding
Source: RefSeq, a predicted model, not a curated record
ACUACGGUGCGGGCGGCAAACAGGAGGGAAAUUUAAACGUCAGGACAAACAGCUGAAGUGAGCCGCAGACACAACGUUACACUAAACUGAUGUCAAAAUGUCCAGUUAGACUGGAAGCGGCGUAUAUAUCAAGUAAUCCAUGACUGCUUUCGAAAGCAGUAGCGAUAGCAAAGCAUCGUUGUUCGCCGCACCAUGGAGACUUACACGGACCAGAUUUUAGACUCACCGUCUAAGAACAGCUACAUAGGGAGCUACUACCAGCCUCCAGACCGGAUUCUGUCUGUACCAAAAGUUAAAGAGACGCCUGUGCCUCCUCCAUUGAGCUUGAACCUGCAGGGCAUCAGUCCUCAGGUGUCUCGGGCCACACCGACUGUCGAUAGCAAAGCUGUCAUUGAUGCACUGAGGACCCUCCAGGAGAAGAUCAAGCGGUUGGAGUUGGAGAGGAAGCAAGCAGAGUUGACUUUCCAGCAGUACUCGCAGGGGACUCGUAAGUCUGAGCAGCACACUGCAUCAGCCAGCGCGCACAGCCAAGCACCAGUCAACCUGCCUGAGAGAGAGAGCACCGGCAGGAAAGAGCUUGGCUCACAGCUGCAGUCCGCAGAAGCUCGAUGUCGGGUCCUUGAGAAGCAGCUGGACUAUAUGAAGAAGAUGGUGGAAAACGCUGAGAAGGAGAAGAAUGCUCUGACCGAGAAACAGGCUUCACUUCAGAAUGAGAAGCCAGCAAGCAGCACAAGCAACCAUACUCAGAAACUGGCGAAACUGGAAAAGGAAUGUCUUAAAUUGAGCAAAACCCAAACUCUGGCAGAGAUGAAACUUGCAGCUCUGGAGCAGAAGCUAUUGAAAGAAGAACAUGAGCGUAAACUUGUGCAGGAGAAAGCAGAUGAGCUACAGAGGGAGUUGGACUUAAACCUUCAACUGUGUCCACCAGCUACUGAGGAGACCAAACCAAGGAGGAAAACUAAAACUACCCCCAAGAGAGCUUCUAGACAGAGUGAACCAGCAUCACCAAGCUGCUUGAAGGGCAAACGAAUGCCGUUUGUCGCAGGAACGUCGACGAGCCCCAGCCAUUCAGUCCAUGCCAACGUCCAGGCUAUCCUUCACAUGAUGAAGCACCACCAGCCCCAGCUGUGUGAGCGAAUGCACUCUCUGCAAACUAGAUCCAGCUGUGGAGCUAAGAGAAACCUCCGCAGGGACUUGUCUUCAUCCUCCAUCACUCCUCAUGAGCCUGUGCAGGCGGCCCCGUCGCUGGGCUCUCUGUCUGACCUGCUGCUGGCUCUGCAGGACGAGCUGGGACAGAUGAGCUUUGAACACCAGGAGCUGGUGCGACAGAUAGAUGCGACACAUGAUCGGGGGCUCAGGGACGACCUGGAGAGGGAACUGGAGGGAUUGGUCAACAAAAUGGAGGAGAAGGGAGCUCAGAUCCUUAAGCUCCGCAAACACCAGAAGGCGGUCCUCAAACUGACCCAGCAAGCAGGAAGCAAUGAGCUGAAAGCUAAGAAGGCGAAUGGAAACAGGCCGCCUGUCCCGUCCCCCAUUAAAGCUCAGCAGCACGGACGCAAGGGCGGCGCAACUCACAACCUGCAGCUUCUCAGAGAGACCCAGAGGUUUCGCAACAGUCUGAAACAAGAUGACCUUUCCUGGGAAACAUGAGGAGCUCUGAAAGACCCUUCUCUGUGUGCAGGCUUUGAUCCCGGUGCUGGUUGUUUGACAAAACACUCUCUAUGGUUCCUUUCAGCCUGAACCAGCUAUUUUUCCUUUGCUUCCAAACGAGGAGAAGAGGGAAUGAAACAGGGUUUGUUUUAUGCAGGUCUUAAUCAUGCAGCCUGCUGAGCACUGGGUGAAUGAUUUACAGAAAUAAAAGCAACAGUGCCUCUCAGUUGGAAAUGGCUGUUUAUUUUGAACUAUGACCUUAACCAGGCUGAUCAGUGAAGAUGUUUUGAAAGUGAUUGUGACUCACUAAGUAUAUUUAUUAUUGUCUCAGAUGAAAUUCAGCUGUUUCUCAAGUCAUUGAUUCUGUUUGUAACAUUAAAAAUUUAAAUAAAGCAUUUUUAAAACGA